Molecule: messenger RNA, 1263 nt
Organism: Dermacentor silvarum
Lineage: Eukaryota; Metazoa; Arthropoda; Arachnida; Ixodida; Ixodidae
Exons: 2
Coding region: 1-1074 (357 amino acids)
Source: RefSeq, a predicted model, not a curated record
AUGGAACAAGAGAACAGCACGGAGUACGUGGAAGAAGGAGCGAGCGACACAAGGAAGGAAUAUCGCGGUGAACGCGACAUUACCGAUGCAUCGACCCGAAGCAGCAUCGAGGACCGAACACCGCGGCUGACGCUUGCCUUCGGAGACAGCAGCUCAGACAGUGACCACGAGAACGAUUGCAAACAGCGAGGCACGGGGCAAGACGGCCACGGACACGACAGCGUCGGCCAAGUUCACGACGAGCGCUGCCCCGAGACGCAAGCCCGGGGUUCGCGAGGCAGGCGUGCGCAGAACAGACACGCCUCGGACGACGAUGGAUGCGGGAGUCGUCGCGAAGACAACGGCAAGUCGCGAGAUGACGUAGACGAGGAUGACGGAGACCCGGCCGUCAGGUUUCGCGUCGCAGCUGGAGGCAGGACAGACGCGAGGCCAGCGACGACCGCAGGACGGCUGAGGAGGCAAGCCGUGGUCGCUACUAGUUCGAAGACGACAGAAGGGUCGCAACCGGAGAAGCGCACGUCUGCCAUCGACGACGCGAGCGAGGCUACGAGUCGAGCGCGUAGCGGGCCGCGUGCGAGCGAAGGACGAUGGUCUUCGAGGUCCUCGAGGAAGAAGCGGCACCUCGCGGUUCCAGGAGGCGUCAGCCGUAGGGCGAGCGCGGCGACAGAUAAUCGCGGACGGAAGCCCCGUUUCGAAGAGACCGACGUCCCACGACCGGCAUCGUCGCGAGAAGAGGGAACUCUGGCUUCGGGGCACGGCACAUCCAGCCCCGUCGACGUCUCGCCUUCUUCGUCGUUUCUGGGUCGGGCCUCGGGUCGCUCCUGGUCGACGCGCUGCAGUCCGGCCCUCUUCGUCAUCUCGGUCGUCUCGGCAGGCGUCUUCGUGUGCAUGUCUUUUCAGGUCUUCUCGGUGGUCCGCACACACGGCGCCCCCGAAGAAGACUGGGCCGUUCAGAACAGGACGAGCGAAUCGACGGCCGACCAAGCUCACCGAGCGGCGUCGGCGUCGCCCGCCGUCGCCGCGACGGCGGACGACGAGGACUUCCAGACCGCUGCAGGCACCGACGUCGAAUGACGCUGCGCGUCGUGCGAGUCGUCACCCUGAUCCCUUGCGAAACUCUUGCCGGGAUAACGUUACUCGAGUGUUUGGCGAGAUUGUGAUGUUUAGGCGAAGAUAAGGAACUCGGCUUCGCCGACGAUCGCGGUGCACUAGUGUAGUCGCGAAGUUGAGGUAAACAUAAAUGCUCAAUUUAGAUAUCGCUAA